AUGACAGGCCCGCGCAUCCCCGGCGGGCGGUACAAGGGCCCCAAGAUCAACACGCUCAAGAACCGCACGCUGUCCAAGAUGCUUCCCUACGGCUCGCUCAUCCUCGUGUGCAGCGUCAUCUUCGUCUGCCUGCUCUCCAACGUCCUCGAGCGCUGGAUCCUGCGCCGCCUCUACCCCAAGACCUGGCAGCGCCUCCUGGCCAGCGGCAACGAGCGCCGCCGCCGGUCUUUUACUUAUUACCACAUCGGCGCCAUCAUGAUGUUCAUCCUGCUGUGCACGAGCGUCUUCCCCGUGCUCAGCUUCCUCGUGGGCAACGCCGACUUCUCGACGCACAUCGACCGCCGCUCGUCGCGCAUCACCGUCGGCGACAUGCUCUUCGUCUUCUCCGAGGUCUACACCUCCUACUAUCUCUACGAGAUGUGCUUCCGCACCCAGUUCGCCAGCCCCAUCACCAUCGCCCACCACAUCGGCCUCCUCAUCAUCGUCCAGACCUCGCUCGCCCUCUUCGCCGACAUCCGCAGGCACCCGGACGCCACCAUGGAGUUCUUCAUGUGCAUGGUCUGGGGCAUGUUCGACCUCAUCUCCGAGAUCCCCGUCCUCGUCUCCAUGAUCGUCUGGCGCGUCAAGCACCGCAACCACACUCUGCGCUCCCGCCUCGCCUACUUCUGCUGCGCCUGGGUCGUCGCCUCCGCCACCGCCGAGGUCUCCGUCACCGUCUUCCUGCUGCAAAAGUCCUGGCCGCUCUGGAGCCUCGCCUUCCGCGUUGUUACUCCGAUCAUCUUCAUCCUCUGGAUCACCACCCAGCUGUACGGCGCCUCGCGGCUCUUCAUGAUGGGCCGCUCCGAGGGGAAACUCGCGUACAACGAGGAGCAGGACAAGCGGAGUGCGGCUGCCUCGGGGCCGACGUACCUGGCUGAUGAGGAUGAGAUGGAUGGCCGGACGAUGGGCUCGGACCCGGCUGGUAUCUUUGUGCGUAUGGAUCAGGAUACGCAGCGGAUGAUGAAGUCGGGGCAUUUCCCUCUUACCUGA
Clonostachys byssicola is the source of this 1029-nucleotide messenger RNA. The record is from the annotation of a GenBank genome assembly. Lineage: Eukaryota; Fungi; Ascomycota; Sordariomycetes; Hypocreales; Bionectriaceae.